Molecule: messenger RNA, 832 nt
Organism: Beta vulgaris subsp. vulgaris (sugar beet)
Lineage: Eukaryota; Viridiplantae; Streptophyta; Magnoliopsida; Caryophyllales; Amaranthaceae
Product: 10 kDa chaperonin, mitochondrial
Exons: 3
Coding region: 213-506 (97 amino acids)
Cellular component (GO): mitochondrial matrix
Molecular function (GO): ATP binding; metal ion binding; protein folding chaperone
Source: RefSeq, a predicted model, not a curated record
UAAAUCUCAGAUAAACCCUAACUGGAAAUUAAACUUUUCAACUCUAUAGAAGAUUCUAGUUGCUUUUCUUUUAUUGCUAAUACUUCAUAUUUAACCACAACAUACAACUUCUUUUAGUUGUCUUCAGUCUUAACCAUCUACAGUUUGCAAAACCCUCAUUUUCUCUCUCCUCCAAAUCAAUUAUUUUCUGGGCAUUUCACAGUUUGAGAGAAAUGGCAAAGCGUCUGAUACCCACAUUUAAUCGCAUUUUGGUUGAGAAAAUUACAGCUCCUGCCAAAACAACUGCUGGAAUCUUGCUUCCAGAAUCUUCUAGCAAGCUCAAUUCUGGGAAAGUCAUUGCUGUGGGCCCUGGGACUCAUUGCAGUGAUGGGAAACUGAUCCCUGUGAGUCUCAAAGAGGGGGAUACUGUUCUUUUGCCUGAGUAUGGUGGCUCAGAAUUUAAGCUUCAAGAAAAAACGUUUCAUCUCUACAGGGAAGAUGACAUACUUGGAACUCUACAUGAUUGAUUUCAGUUCAUUGGUAGUUUCGUGCGACACUAAAUCCAGCGUGUAGGAAUUUUCAGUUCAGUUGGUGGUUUCCUGUCACACUAAAUCCAACGUUUUCGAGCUUCCAGUUCAGUGGUGGUUUCUUGGCACACUUAAUCAAGCGUGUAGGAGCUCCCCCCCCCCCCCCCCCAAAAAAAAAACCCCUUUCCCGAAAAAACAGAAAAGGCUCCAUGAGCUAAAUUGGCAAAUUGGAGAAGCUCUUCCUCUUUUUGACAAUAUUUGUACCAAUAAUAAAAUUAAUCAUCUUUGAAUUGGAAAUUUUUAUUUUGAGGGGAACUUUUCUUCUA